Mandrillus leucophaeus (drill) is the source of this 2253-nucleotide messenger RNA. It is a transcript of the gene GNA14, whose product is annotated as guanine nucleotide binding protein (G protein), alpha 14. The record is from RefSeq and is a predicted model, not a curated record. The coding region runs from base 295 to 1362 and encodes 355 amino acids. The transcript is spliced from 7 exons. Gene Ontology annotation, biological process: action potential; phospholipase C-activating dopamine receptor signaling pathway; adenylate cyclase-modulating G protein-coupled receptor signaling pathway. Gene Ontology annotation, cellular component: heterotrimeric G-protein complex. NCBI's taxonomy places the organism in Eukaryota, Metazoa, Chordata, Mammalia, Primates, Cercopithecidae. Gene Ontology annotation, molecular function: GTPase activity; G-protein beta/gamma-subunit complex binding; G protein-coupled receptor binding.
GCUCCCAACUUCUCGACUCGCCCUCCUCCUCCCCAGAGCGAGAGUGGGGCAGGCUGAGCCCGGAUCCGGGGUGCACUCGAGUGUUCCCAGCACUCGGGAUUCGCCCCCGCCUCAGAGCCGACUUUCGAGGGGGAAUUGAGCCUCGGAGGUCCAGGCCUGUUAGUCCAAAGCUCAAAUCGGCCCCGGUCUUUCCAUACCCCUGUGCCCGUCGCGUGCUGGCCGGGUGAGUGGCCGGGCCGAAGAUUCGAGUGCUCGGGGCCGCGUCGCCCCGUCGGGUGCUGAGCUGAGCCCACCAUGGCUGGCUGCUGCUGCCUGUCUGCGGAGGAGAAGGAGUCGCAGCGCAUCAGUGCGGAGAUCGAGCGGCAGCUUCGUCGGGACAAGAAGGACGCGCGCCGCGAGCUCAAGCUGCUGCUGCUGGGAACUGGUGAAAGUGGGAAAAGCACCUUUAUCAAGCAGAUGAGAAUUAUCCAUGGGUCUGGUUACAGUGAUGAAGACAGAAAGGGGUACACGAAGCUGGUUUACCAAAACAUAUUCACCGCCAUGCAAGCCAUGAUCAGAGCGAUGGACACGCUAAGGAUACAAUAUGUGUGUGAGCAGAAUAAGGAAAAUGCCCAGAUAAUCAGAGAAGUGGAAGUGGACAAGGUCUCCAUGCUCUCCAGGGAACAGGUGGAGGCCAUCAAGCAGCUCUGGCAAGAUCCAGGCAUCCAGGAGUGUUAUGACAGGAGGAGGGAGUACCAGCUGUCGGACUCUGCCAAAUAUUACCUGACUGACAUCGACCGCAUCGCUACACCAUCAUUUGUGCCGACACAACAAGACGUGCUUCGCGUCCGAGUGCCCACCACCGGCAUCAUCGAGUAUCCAUUUGACUUGGAAAACAUCAUCUUUCGGAUGGUGGAUGUUGGUGGCCAACGAUCGGAAAGACGGAAAUGGAUUCACUGCUUUGAGAGUGUCACCUCCAUUAUUUUCUUGGUUGCUCUGAGCGAAUAUGACCAGGUCCUGGCUGAGUGUGACAAUGAGAACCGCAUGGAAGAGAGCAAAGCCUUAUUUAAAACCAUCAUCACCUACCCCUGGUUUCUGAAUUCGUCUGUGAUUUUAUUCUUGAACAAGAAGGAUCUUUUGGAAGAGAAAAUCAUGUACUCUCAUCUAAUUAGCUAUUUCCCAGAAUACACAGGACCAAAGCAGGAUGUCAAAGCUGCCAGAGACUUUAUCCUGAAGCUUUACCAAGAUCAGAAUCCUGACAAAGAGAAAGUCAUCUACUCUCACUUCACGUGUGCUACAGAUACAGACAACAUUCGCUUUGUGUUUGCUGCUGUCAAAGACACAAUUCUACAGCUAAACCUAAGGGAAUUCAACCUUGUUUAAAAGCUGCUGCCCACUCCUCCCCCAUAACAGAAGAUGUGAUUUGCAAACUCCUUGUUUUAUUUGCAAGUGCUUCUGACAUCUCCAGAGCCAGCCCCGUGCCAGGCACUAAGGACGCCAUGCAGAUCGUGGAGACAGAGAUGGGUGAUGGAACUUGGAAGACAUUUGAGUUUACCAAAAUACUUUAAAAGUCUUUGCAUCCCAAAUUGUUUUAAUAAUUAUUUUCUUGACUUUUGGCUGUAAGAUUUUGUGUAAUUUUUGAAUUUGGUGUUUUCUAGAAUUUUUAAAGGCCACUUUGAUUUAGUUUUAAAUUUCAAAUAUGUUUAAAAAUAGCAAUUAAAAUUAUGUAAGCAAGGAGCCUGUUUAUAGAUCAUGCCUUGAAACCUCUAGAACUAAUUUGGGUGACUUUUUAAAAAAUGCUAAUGAGUCUGAAGCUUUUCAUUAAAUCUUGUAAUUUAGAGACAUUUUUAAUUUUCACCUCAUGCUGCUGAAGGCUGACUCCUUUAACUUGCCACCAAAGAUUUUUUUUUUUGAACACUUAGUUCUUUUUGUGUGUUAAUUUUCUAAGCCAAAUUAAUAGAUAUACAAGUAUAUGUAACUUAGCUUUGCCACAAUUUGAUCACCAUGAAGCCAAAGCUGGCAUAGAGUAAUGGGCUCUAGAUAGCAUGUAUGUUGUAUUGGUGAAAAAUGUGUGUGUGUGUAUAUAUACAUUUUUAUCCCCAAUGUAUAGUAUAUGACUAGGUCUUGUAAACGUAUGAAAUGGCUAAAAGCCCACACUGUUUGACAAAUGUUAUGUAACCCUGCCAAAGUUCUGAUGGCCACCACAGAUUUGCUGUUUGAAUUAUGUAUGCUGUGCCUUUCUGAGGAGGCUAAGAAUAUACCAUUCUGCUAUUA